AGCUGGUUGUCAUUUCUGUGUGUGCUCGGUCCUGACUAGAAGGACGGGGAGGAGCAGCGGAGACGGACAGAGCCUGACGAGAGACGCGCAUAGAGGGAUCAUCAUCCCCCCUCCCCCGCUCCCCGAGACCGACACAGAGACCCCCUUCUUCUUCUUCUUCCUCCUUUCCCCCGAUACACGUCCAUCACUCGCUGCCCUUCACCCUCUCCGCUCGUUUUUCUGUCACACCGGGGCGGGGGAGCAGAGGCAACCAUAUGCUGUAAUGUCACAGAGACAGGGAGGCGAGCUCCUGCGCUGUCACUGAAGAGCUGGCUUCAUGAGGGUGCUGAGAGGAGGAGGACACCACCACUACCACCACACGGAGGAGAAGACCACAGCGAGGCCUCUGCCUUCAUACCUAUUAGCUGUGCUCUCCAUGACAGAAAGCUCCCCAUUGAUCUCUGGGCUGCACUACAUGGAUUGAAUCUGGGGAGAGGCACAACCCACAUUCACUAAACCAAAGAAUCACUUGGUAGAUUCCAGCCCCGGUUUCCUCUGCCUGACACCAGGCAGUGGUAAAUGUCUGACAAGGAUCACCAUUAGAAGGUGUGGAGAUUUUGUAUGCACUAAGCACAAUUUGGCUUCGAGCAGAAAGGAAACCGACGCAAAUUUUUGCUCUGAAAAAAUUAGUACUAAAUGGGGGAUUACGGGUUUGGAGUGCUGGUGCAAAAUAACACUGGGAAUAAAUCGGCGUUUCCAGUCAGGUUUCAUCAACAUUUGCAGCCUACUCACCACCAUCAGAAUGCCACCCCGAGCCCCGCCGCUUUCAUAAAUAACACCGCUGCCAAUGGCAGUAGUGCCGGCUCAGCAUGGCUCUUUCCUGCCACGGCUGCCCAUAACAUCCAGGAUGAGAUUCUGGGCUCCGACAAAUCCAAAUCUCAACAGGAACAGCAAGAGUCCUUAGAAAAACAGCAGCUUUCCCCUAGCCAAAGCCAGGAGGCGGGGAUCCUACCUGACCCCGAGAAGGUGAAAUCUGAGGAAAAUCCAGGAGACAGCUCUUCGGAAAACGGGAAGGAGAAAAUAAGAAUCGAGUCUCCUGUGUUGACAGGGUUUGAUUACCAAGAGGCGUCAGGGCUGGGGUCUUCAAACCAGACCCUGACCUCCUCUGCAUCUCCCCUCACGGGGUUCAGCAAUUGGUCAGCUGCUAUCGCCCCUUCUUCUAACACUAUCAUUAAUGAGGAUGCAAGUUUCUUUCACCAGGGAGGGGUCACUGCCGCUUCGGCAAAUAAUGGUGCUUUGCUGUUCCAAAAUUUUCCUCACCAUGUCAGCCCCGGGUUUGGAGGUAGCUUUUCUCCACAGAUUGGACCCAUGUCUCAACAUCACCCCCACCACCCCCAUUUUCAGCAUCACCAUAACCAACAUCAACAGCAAAGGAGGUCUCCUGCCAGUCCACACCCACCCCCGUUCCCCCACAGAAAUGCUGCUUUUAACCAACUACCCCAUUUGGCCAACAAUCUCAAUAAACCCCCCUCUCCAUGGAACAGCUACCAAAGCCCAUCACCUACACCAUCUUCUUCAUGGAGCCCUGGUGGUAGUGGAUAUGGAGGAUGGGGUGGGUCCCAAGGUAGGGAUCACCGUAGAGGACUUAAUGGAGGAAUAACGCCCUUGAAUUCCAUCUCGCCCUUAAAGAAGAAUUUUGGGAAUAACCACAUCCAGUUGCAGAAGUACGCCAGGCCCAACUCUGGCUUUGCACAAAAGUCUUGGAUGGAAGACAGCUUGAACAGAGCCGACAACAUAUUUCCAUUUGCGGAUCGCGCCAGAACAUUUGACAUGCAUUCACUGGAAAGCUCCCUGAUCGACAUCAUGAGAGCAGAGAAUGAUUCACUGAAAGGCCAGUCCUCUCUUUUUCCAAUGGAAGACGGCUUCUUGGAUGAUGGUCGAAGUGAUCAAACUCUCCACAGCGGCUUGGGGUCUCCUCACUGUUUUCCACAUCAGAAUGGUGAAAGAGUGGAGCGCUAUUCCCGCAAAGUGUUUGUGGGUGGUUUGCCUCCUGAUAUCGAUGAAGAUGAAAUAACUGCUAGUUUUCGUCGGUUUGGUCCUCUGAUUGUAGACUGGCCACAUAAAGCGGAGAGUAAAUCUUAUUUCCCACCAAAAGGCUAUGCAUUCUUGCUGUUUCAAGAUGAAAGUUCUGUGCAAGCUCUGAUUGAUGCUUGCAUUGAAGAGGAUAGUAAGCUCUACCUGUGUGUGUCAAGCCCUACCAUUAAAGAUAAGCCUGUUCAGAUCCGGCCCUGGAAUCUUAGUGACAGUGAUUUUGUGAUGGAUGGCUCCCAGCCUCUCGAUCCACGGAAAACUAUUUUUGUUGGAGGUGUCCCACGACCUCUGCGAGCUGUGGAGCUAGCUAUGAUUAUGGACCGUCUGUAUGGAGGUGUAUGCUAUGCUGGCAUAGACACAGAUCCUGAGCUAAAAUACCCUAAGGGAGCUGGGAGAGUUGCCUUUUCCAAUCAACAGAGUUAUAUAGCUGCUAUCAGCGCCCGCUUUGUUCAGCUACAGCAUGGAGAAAUUGAUAAGCGGGUGGAGGUGAAGCCAUAUGUCUUGGAUGACCAGCUGUGUGACGAGUGUCAAGGAGCGCGCUGCAGUGGCAAAUUUGCUCCGUUCUUCUGUGCUAAUGUUACCUGUCUGCAGUAUUACUGUGAAUAUUGCUGGGCUGCUAUCCACUCACGUGCUGGCCGGGAGUUCCACAAGCCGCUGGUAAAGGAGGGAGGAGAUCGCCCAAGGCAUAUUUCAUUCCGUUGGAAUUGAACCACCCGUUGCUUAACUUCCUUCCAAGGAUCCAAAUAAGUGCACUCUUCUGUUCUCUUAACCCUCCUACCAUCCUUAGGAAAGCAUGUCCUCUUGUUGUAGUCUGUAUUUUAACAAUAGUAUAACGAAAGAAUGACCUACACCAUAGGUAUUUGUAAAGUCUUGUGUCAUUGAGAACUGUAUUGGAAAGCCUUUUUGUUCAUAACAAUAUCACUCUGAUGCAUGCAUGUUUCAUGCUGUCCUCAUCGAAAACCAAGGGAGCAGGGAGACUGCAACUAAUAUUAUUAUAAUUCUUUUUUUAUUUUUCAAAGAGAAGCGUUUGAGAGCUUGCAACUAGAUAAUUAUUAAGAAAACCAGAGUAUUUUUUUUAAUUAAAUUAUUGUUAAAUAAAAAAUUAACAGAAGAUUACUGUUAAUGUAACCAUGCAUCCACAGUAACACUAUGGGUCUGUUUGACACAGCUUAUUUUUUACUAGGGGGGAUUUUUUAUUUCCUAUUUAUUGGGGAUUUUUUUUUUUUUGUUUGCUUUUUACCUUUUAGUGGAAGUUAGUAAUUGCCUAUUGUGAAAAUGAAUAACCCACACACACAAAAAGCAAGAGAAAAUUGAAAGCAGCAUUGUUUGUGGACAGUUUUGGUAAGGGGUAAAACAAAAGGCAGAUGCCUCCAAUAUUUAUCUUUUCUAUUAAGCCACUGUCACUUUCUUUCUGUUCUGGCAUCCACAUAACUGGCGGAAUCUCCUUUUGAAGUAUUUUACACGUGGGCUAUUUAAGAAUGUAAAUGUUGAGUGAAGUUACUACUGAGGGGAGUGCACUUAUUUAUUUAUUUUUUCAGUGAAAAAAAAAAUAAUUAAAGAUUUUUUUAAAAACCAACACGGUAUCAGUUAUGACCCAUAUUUCCCCAGAAAAAUUCCUACCAAAGCUGAGAGAAGUGGAAUUACAGAAGGCAGGUUUUUUUUUCUGCGCAGAAAGAACAAAUGUAUAGAUUUUUUAUUUUUGAUGCUUAAUAUAUAUCUAUAGUCCUAACUCGACUCUUAACCUAUAUCAGGUGCCAGCUUCUGUUCUCCAUUUUGACACCGAACACUUGAAAGAUACCUCAAGGAUGGAAUUGGAUGUUUGUAAUGCCUCCAGUUAGAAUUCCGGCCAUUAACAGAGGAGCCCAUUGUUGCUGUAGUAACCCCUUUGCUGCCUGAGAGUAUAGUGGCGGCACACAUCAGUUUCCCAUGAGUCAUACAGAUGUAUUAUUACCCUUUGGACAUCAAAGGACCAAUGAAGGGCUUCCCUCAGCAUAAUGUCACUUUAUACACCUGCUUCUUCUGCUUGGCUAUGGGUAGUGCAGUGACGUUGCAUUGUACUGUAUGGCUGCCUAUCCGUAUUUGCUUUGCCGUAUCUCAUUGGAGUAGUUGUCACUUUUGCUUGAAGCUUCCCCUCCCUUCUUGCUGUAGUUCGUAGAAUGCAAAAGAUAUAAAUAAUUCUAAAUCAAACUCUUUCCAUUCGGAGCUAGCUUGUGUGUUUGGCUAAGGAACUUUCAUUACCUAGUUUUAAUGCCUUUUGGCACUGUAGACUUUAAGCUGCUUAUACCACUGAAUAAUCUUGAUGCCUUAACUCUUUACAGGCCAAGUAACUUAGCCAGCACUCAUCUUUUCCAGCCACUGAGGCAGCUUGAAGCUUCAUAUAAAUUAUCGCAGUACAGAUGUGAGGUUGGAUAUUUUGGGUUUUUUAGUCAGUAUAAAGCACUGCCCUGUAUAUUCAAGCAGAUGUAUCCAUUAUAUCCAAUGUGCAAUAUUGUUAUGCUUGGAAAUUUUGCUGCUACCCAUCACACAAAUGUGCUACUGAGUGACCUCAACACCCUUCAAGACAUCUUGAGAAAAAGUUAUGUCUGUUUGGAACUGCACAAUUCCCGUUCAUACUGAAUGUGUUGUCGCUUUUGCGGACAAAAAGUAGAAGCCGUGAUUUUGUAGGCUGAACUGGUAUGUAUCCGAGUGUAGUCUGUUGAGGCACUAGGUGCUUGAAACAUAGAGCUUUCUGAUAAAUGGUUCACCUUGAAAUAUGCAUGUCUCUAUUGUGUGUGUUUGCCAGGCUCACUUUAAAGAGGACCUGCCACCACAAAAUGCCAUACAGUCUGCAGGUAGCAGGUUAUAGAGCAGGAGGAGCUGAACAGAUUGAUAUAUAGUGGGAAAAUAUUCAGUAAAACUUGUAAUGUAUGCAUUUAUCUCAGCUUUUUCUGAAUUUAGUACCAUCACCUAUCUAUCAAUGACUGACAGCUAUCUAUGUAUACACAAUUACACAGAGAAUGCUAUCAAUCACUGAUAACACUACCCUGUGUACAAAUGAAGUCAGAAAUACAUAGCUAUAACUGUAUACAGGUUUUACCGAAUCUUUUUCCACAACACUACAUGACAAUCUGCUCAGCUCCUUCUGCUCUAUAAUAUGGUGCCUGUAGACUGCACUGCAUUUUGUGGUGACAGGUUCCCUUUAAAUGACAUUUGUCACUACCAUAGAUUGCCUUUACAUUAGGUCAUCCAUGUUCGCUUGUAUCCAUUAUAUGGCUUCCUGAACUGCUGAUUAGUUUGAAGCACAUGAUAUAAACAGAACCUCCUUGCCUUGUCCUAAUCAGCAAAUGCUUAAGAAAUUUUGAGAGUAACUGCAAGGGAUCACACUCUUCGCUUACAGUGGCUUACUUAGUUCUGUAUUAGACCUGCAGAGGGUUUCCCAGCUCAUUGCUAACAAGCAUUCAUUAUCGAUGAUCUGCCUGUGUAAAAGUGCCAUCGGUUACCCAUUCACUGGGCAAUUGCAUUUUUUAUGCAGGUUAAAAAACCAUUUGCCGGUGGCAGAUCAUGAUGUCUAAUAACACUCUGCUGCCCGCUAAAUAAUGAUUCUGUAUGGGGACGAGCGAUGGCAUAUUGUUGAGGAGAUCGUUGCAUGUAGUAGAGGCGAUCUCCUUCACAGACAAGCAGGCGAUUGCCAGGAAGGAAAGCUUCCUUCCCGAUAAUCGGUAUGCUUAUCUGUAGGUGUAAUACAGCCCCUAUUUUGGUCCAUCAUCUUAAGCAGUUCAGAAAUCCAAGUAGUGAAUACAAAGUCAAACCACUCGCUUAUCAUCCUAGUGACAGAUGCCCUUUAAAGUGAGUAUUCCGUUCAUACUAGCAUGACGGGAUUGAGAGUUGAUUCAUACAUCAGUGUGGCAAUGGUUGCACGGAACAUUGUUUAACAGAGGUUCCUUGGGAUUUUUACUUUUGUAUUGCUGCUGUGAAGGGCAAGAUUUGCAGAGGCAUAUUCAAUGAGCUUUUAUGGCAGUUCAUAACCUGGUGCUGUCUGGCUGCAAAAGGGUUACAAUGACUUCUUGCUGUAAGCUUAUAGAGGCAAGUACUCGCUCCGAAAACUGACCGUUUUUUUCUGAACACUGCAGAUGUAACUUUGUUUAAAAGAGCAUUGCUUCCAAACAGUGCUAUCACAGGUUGUGGAAACCAAAGACUUGCUUCAGUGCUGCUGCUUAUCUCUCGAGGAGCCCCUCUGUUACUACCAAAUUUUGACUUCCAGAAUGAGAUCUGGUUUAAAAUAGAAUAUUGAGGUAUUUGACGUUCCCCUCAGCAUUAACGUUACUAAACAAUGAACCUGCCUUUUUAUUUUAUUUUAUUUUUAUUUUAUAAUUCUUCUCUCUAUUCCUUUGUAUCUGUUUCAAUACGCAUCACUACCAUCAGAGGGGUAUGGUAAAAAUGUUAUGAAAUGGAGACACUUGCUGAAGGUUAUAGAGAACUUGUUAGAGGAGCUGCUUACAAAGCCAAUGACGAGCGUCAUUUCUAUAGGUGGGUGCUCUCGUAUACAUCUAGUCAACGGAUUGACAGACUGUUUGUUUUAGUCCUUUCAUCUGCUGAAAAGUGAGUGUAGGUGGCUUGGGGUGUGCUAGAGUGCCAUUCCUACCAGUAAACAGUGGCGAUAACUUAACCUUUUCAUUGCUAAAUGUUUGCAAAACAAAGUCCAGCAGUCCCUUGUGCAUCCAAGGUGCUGUAGUCUGGAUGGCUUUGUUUAGAUUCCACCACGGCAUGGAAAAGGUUAACUCCCGAAAUAAACCACUGUUUGGAAGCUAGCUUUGAAGAAUAUUUUCUCUUUAUUUUCCUUUGUACAUGACCUGCUGACUUUCGGUACAGUGUUUUUGUAGCUAACUUAUUUUUGUCAUGCACAUAUUGUACACUUGUUAUGCACUAAUUUUAUAUAUCUUAUGUUUCCAGCAGUGAGCAUUUAGGCCCACUUUUCACUGGCGGGAUAUCUCUUUAUGCAAUACCUCAAUUUUUCAUAUUGCAAAGAGUAGCUUUUUGUACUUUUAUUACGGAGAGAUCUUCAUAUAACUUCAUUUUUUAAGAUAAAUAAUUUUAAUAAAUUUUUAUUUUCUUAUUCUGCUUUUUAUACAUUUCAGUGCUCUGCAUACAUUGCGAAUGAUGGAUGUUGCGCACUGGUAAUGCUAACUUCAGAACCUGCAGAGAUACAAAAGCAUGUGGCAUCAAAUAUGCUAGCCCGCACCAAGCAUUUGGUGGAUGUUUCAUUCAGUUCUAGAUCUAAUAUUGAGGAGAUGAAAAAAUAAAAAUAGAUAUCGCAUGGACAGGACAAAUUCAAUCUGCUCUUUUUAGUCCCUUGGAAAAAUGCAAAAAAAAAAAAUUGUAGCAUAGAAAUUUAAAAGUAACAACUGAAAAUGUAUUCUGCUUCUUCAUAUUUCUCAUUUUUUAAAGAAGUGAAAAAAAAAUAUAUAAAUUGCAAAUUUUUUUGGUGAAUGUUUAGCCAUUUUACAUAUUAACGAAAUUAAUGUUAGGUGUUUUAUAUUGCAGACAAGACUGCAGUUUGGAAAAAAAAAGCUAAAAAAAAAAGUUUUAAGUGGAAAAAAAAUUAAAGAAAUUAAACCAUACCUUCGGGUUCCAGAUGUGUAAUGUUAGUAUGCAUGACUAAUAUAAGGAAAAAAAAUCUAGUUAUUCUACUAAUAUUCACUUGUUGUUAUUGUGUGAAAAGCGUGUUUACAGACUUUGUAACACUUUAAUUUACAGAGCAUAAAGCCCCAUGACCUUACGCCAUUGUAUGGACUCAUGGCUUUAGUAUAACGUAUGCUAGUAGAUAAUCGACCUCUUCGGCCAAUAGUCGCCACCUCAGUUUGUUAGCUGGGGCGAAGCAUGUGAUAUAUAGCAUAAGUCCUCGUCUUCUCACAUGCCAGAAGUUUUUGGUUUUCUGUAACCUGCUUUCUUCUGAAUAAGCCUUUCUAGCAGUGAGUGCAGUGCUUGUACCAGUAAAGCAGCCCAAGCAUCCCAUGCCAGGUUGUGAACAUGACUCUCUUCUGCACUGUAAAAGAGAGCCGCAUUAUUUUUUGUUUCCUCGUGAUGGAAACCCUCACUGCCCAAUGCUUUGGCCUAGUAUAUACUUCUCCAUACACAGACCUCUGCAUAAUGCAAGUUAAUAUGUUUGCAGUGAAUGACCAGCAUUUUCUUCAAAAUGCUGUUGGAAAGACUUGAUAAUCCCACCUUUUUUUUUUGUUGGUUUUUUUUUUGUUUUCCUUUUUAAGUUUGUUUUUUAUGUUUUUAUUGCUUUUGAAGAGUUUAAGCCUUCAGUUAAAAGGUGAUUUAAAACUUGAAUAUGAUAAUAUAUUGUGGCGAGUUGAACUUCAAGUUGUUAUGUGCAAUACUUAUUUCUGACUUUUGAGAGAUCUUUGCAGUGUAAUUCUUCAUUGUUUUUAAUUGCAGGCAUUUAAAGAUGUCGUUUUCUACUGUUCUAGUAAUCCUCUUUAUUGCUGGUGUUUCUAAAGAAAAGAAUCAGAAAUCAAUCUUUCUACUAAUAUAAAACUGAGAUUAUUUUUUAAAAAAAGGAAUAAAAGAGGUUUUGGUCAUUGGCGUUAUUUUGUUACCUUCUUUUAACCUCUGGCAUGCAGGAGGAGCGCAAGCCUUUUCUAGACUUGUGCCUCUCCAGACAGUCAGGGUUUAAAGCUACUGUGAUUGAUAACAUUGUAAGAAUUGGGACAAUAUUGUAUUCAACUGUUUUAUUUUUUAUAUUUUUAAAUUUGAAAGCAUAAUUAGUUUUUAUAAUUUUCAUCAGAUUCCUUUGUUAUAUUUUUUUGAAAGUGAAAUUAUUAUUAUUAUUAUUAUUAACAAGUGGGUGUCUAGUUUUUACUAAUCCCUAAUGUUAUCUUCUUUUCCAUUGUAUUGCUCAUUUACCAGAAGGAAAAAAAGUUAUUUAAGUAUGUCAGUUAAUUGUACCACUUGGCUGAAUUUACACAUAGUUUUUACUGUGUAUGGGGAGGUUGUAGUAUUUAUUAUAGCAUUUUAAAUAAAGAUAAUUCAUUUUUUUAUUAAAGUCAUUUUCACUUUUAAGUUCAUAUUUUUGUAUGUUUUACUCUAAUUAAGUUAUAUAACACAAGUUCUUUUUUAAAGAGUUCAUUUGUUGAAGUGCUAGUGAAAAAUUAAUGUUAUUAAAUAGUUUGCAAAUGACUAUUUAUACCAGUAUGCAUAUAAUUUUUAAAUAUUUGUAAUGUGAGAUGUUGAAUGAAUAAACUUUUAACGCUAAA
This is a messenger RNA of Bufo gargarizans (Asiatic toad), 9308 nucleotides long. It is a transcript of the gene CPEB4, whose product is annotated as cytoplasmic polyadenylation element binding protein 4. The transcript has 9 exons. Gene Ontology annotation, cellular component: synapse; neuron projection; nucleus. Bases 676 to 2778 code for a protein of 700 amino acids. Lineage: Eukaryota; Metazoa; Chordata; Amphibia; Anura; Bufonidae. The record is from RefSeq and is a predicted model, not a curated record. Gene Ontology annotation, molecular function: mRNA regulatory element binding translation repressor activity; mRNA 3'-UTR binding; translation factor activity, RNA binding. Gene Ontology annotation, biological process: negative regulation of cytoplasmic translation.